Molecule: messenger RNA, 2186 nt
Organism: Gigantopelta aegis
Lineage: Eukaryota; Metazoa; Mollusca; Gastropoda; Neomphalida; Peltospiridae
Product: tubulin gamma-1 chain
Exons: 13
Coding region: 61-1434 (457 amino acids)
Biological process (GO): microtubule nucleation; cytoplasmic microtubule organization; mitotic spindle organization
Cellular component (GO): cytoplasm; gamma-tubulin complex; spindle
Molecular function (GO): GTP binding; structural constituent of cytoskeleton
Source: RefSeq, a predicted model, not a curated record
GAGUCCUACCGCCACAUUCAAUCGAAAAUAACUCACAGCUUUCUAAAAUUGCAUGCAAAUAUGCCGCGAGAAAUUAUCACACUUCAGCUUGGACAAUGUGGCAAUCAAAUUGGAAUGGAAUUUUGGAAGCAGCUUUGUGCAGAACAUGGUAUAAGUCCAGAGGGAAUCCUUGAAGAGUAUGCUACUGAAGGUACUGACAGGAAGGAUGUUUUCUUCUAUCAAGCGGAUGAUGAACACUACAUCCCCCGUGCAGUUCUCUUGGAUCUUGAGCCGCGAGUUAUCAACUCCAUCCUGAACUCUCCCUAUGCCAACCUGUACAACCCAGAGAAUGUCUACCUCUCCAAACACGGAGGUGGGGCCGGCAACAACUGGGCUAGUGGAUAUACACAGGCAGAGAGAUUGUACGAGGAUGUGUUUGACAUCGUUGACCGAGAAGCCGAUGGCAGCGACAGUCUUGAGGGUUUUGUUCUUUGUCACUCCAUUGCUGGUGGUACCGGGUCUGGAAUGGGAUCGUUUCUCUUGGAACGCCUCAAUGACAGAUUUCCCAAGAAGUUGAUUCAGACAUACUCUGUUUUUCCAAACCUGGAAGAAAUCUCUGACGUUGUUGUACAGCCAUACAACUCGUUGCUUACCUUGAAACGAUUAACACAGAAUGCCGACUGCGUGGUCGUGUUGGAUAACACAGCCCUGCACCGCAUUGCAGCAGAUCGACUUCACAUCGAGACACCAUCAUUCGCCCAGAUUAAUCAGUUGGUUUCUACUGUCAUGGCAACAAGUACGGCAACUUUGCGUUACCCAGGCUACAUGAACAAUGAUCUGAUUGGUCUGAUAGCUUCUCUCAUACCAACACCGCGACUGCAUUUUCUCAUGACCGGUUACACCCCACUGACCACAGACUCACAGGUGGCGAGCGUUCGGAAGACCACCGUGCUUGAUGUGAUGAGACGACUCCUUCAGCCGAAAAACAUGAUGGUGUCCACCGUACAACAACGAUCGGCCAACCACUGCUACAUCUCCAUUCUGAACAUCAUACAGGGGGAGAUCGACCCAACACAGGUACACAAAAGUUUACAGCGAAUCAGAGAGCGUAAACUGGCUCAGUUCAUCCCCUGGGGUCCAGCAAGCAUUCAGGUCGCACUGUCGAGAAAAUCACCGUACAUACAGACAGCACAUCGCGUCAGCGGUCUAAUGCUGGCAAAUCAUACAAGUAUCUCAAAUUUAUUUGAGAGAACUCUGCGUCAGUUUGAUAAACUAAGGAAGAGAGAGGCUUUCUUGGACCAGUUCAAGAAGGAGCCGAUAUUCAAGGACAAUCUGGACGAGUUUGACAGCUCGCGGGAAGUCAUACAACAGCUGGUUGAUGAGUACCACGCUGCCACCACGCGAGACUACUUGUCCUGGGGAAUGCAGCAGAGUGGAACUUCAGAACGUGUGUGAAACUAAAGGAUUGAAUGAUUGAUCGUUGCAGUGCUGAUCUGAUGAAAGACGAAAACACUUGACAUGAUUUGGUGCAGAACCAUGUUGAUACAUGUAUAUAACAUUGCCAGGUGUGGAAGGCAUGCCACAAUGGUGAACUACUCAGAUCACAAAUCCUUGGAACAAAAGGAUUUGCCAAAACAUACUUCUGUGAUAACCUUAUGCUACUGUCUCCAAAAAUAUAUGUGUAUGAAUAUUAUUUAGCCCAUGCUUCAUAAUUUUUGUUUCCUAUUCUUUUGAUUAAUUCAAGUUAUGAGGUUUGGCUGAAAUAUUGGAUAUUAAAUUUUAAUUUUAUUUUCAGUGUUUAUAAAUCAAAAGGUACACAUACAUCUUUAAAAUGUUGCUUACCUUUUAAAAAAAAAAGGCCAAUUUAAAAUGUUCUUACUAGUUCAGAAAUAAAUGUCUUCACUGAAUUCCAGCCCAUGUGUUAAAUGUUCCUAAUUUUGAAAGCAGGUUUAGGGUGUAUACUACUAUUUGGUUUAGUACUACCUUUACACACAAGAUUUAGAUAAAAAAUAACACCAGUUAAAUGUGCUUUGUUUGCUAGUUGGUAAUGUUUAUUUACAAACAUCUCUGUACAUUGUUUUUUUGACACAUUGGAAGCAAUAUUCUUCUGGACAUUUAUCAAUUAUGAGGUGAACAAUUUUGCUAAUGUAAAAAUUAUAUACUAAUGGUGGAGAACAUAUUUUGUAUAUUAAAUAUUUUGUAAACUA